Molecule: messenger RNA, 1627 nt
Organism: Dendronephthya gigantea
Lineage: Eukaryota; Metazoa; Cnidaria; Anthozoa; Malacalcyonacea; Nephtheidae
Product: neuronal acetylcholine receptor subunit beta-4-like
Exons: 9
Coding region: 25-1398 (457 amino acids)
Biological process (GO): regulation of membrane potential; chemical synaptic transmission; signal transduction
Cellular component (GO): synapse; neuron projection; postsynaptic membrane
Molecular function (GO): transmembrane signaling receptor activity; acetylcholine-gated monoatomic cation-selective channel activity
Source: RefSeq, a predicted model, not a curated record
CCGUCCAUUCGUCAACUGCUCGUGAUGAAAGCAUUAUUCUGGAUCAUAUCUCUGACCAGUUUCUCCUAUACUACUUCAAUAGGAGACAUAAGCGGAAAUACUGAAUGGCGUCUUAUGAAUACUCUGAUUGAGAGAUACAAAAACAGACAAAGCCUACGAGCAGUCUCCUCGCCUUCUGAGGCUGUCAACGUCACUCUGAGUAUGAAAAUGGUUCAAAUAAUUGAGCUUAAAGAAAAAAUUCAGAUGUUUUCGACCAGUGUCUGGAUUGAACAGGUAUGGCAUGAUCCAUUACUCACCUGGAACACAAGCGAAUACAGUGUAUCCGAGAUCAGUAUUCCUCCAGUUAAAAUCUGGGUUCCAGAUAUUGUCUUGGCCAAUAAUGUGAAUCAAGAUUACAUGGGUCGUCCUAUCGGUCUAAACGAGCCUGUUGUCGUUUCUUCAAACGGUAAAGUGCGCUGGUUAACGCCGACGAUACUGGAUGGGUUUUGCAAGCAGUUUGUUCGUUACUUUCCAUUUGAUGAUCAAUACUGUCCGUUGAAGUUUUAUUCCUGGAAUUAUGAUGUGAAGAAAUUGAUGUUGAUUGGGAAUGAUGAGAACAUGUUAUCCAACUAUACUGAAAGCGGAACCUGGACCAUCAUGAAUAUCAUUAAAAAGGAACAUACAACAAGCAAGGGUGGAAUUGACAAAGCGACAGUGACCUUCGUCGUCCAUAUUCAACGAAAGGUCUUCUAUUAUUUCGUGUACCUGAUUGCCCCCUGUGUUCUCACCGCAAUCCUGGCUGUCCUUAUCUUCUAUCUUCCCGCUGCGAGUGGUGAGCGAAUGGUCGUCGGUUGCACAAUUCUUUUGGCGUUAUCCGUUUUCUUCCUGCUGGCCACGAACUAUAUUCCAGAGACCUCAGAACACGUUCCACUUGUUGGCAGAUAUUACUCGCUGGUGAUAGUGGAGAUAUGCGUCGCACUGGUUUGUACAGCCUGGGUUCUGAGAUAUCAUUAUCGUAAUCCAGCCAUGGGCAAGAUACCAAGGUGGAUACGGGUGUAUAUUUUUGGGUACAUCUCAAAACUGGUUCGGAUUAAAGUACCUGAAGAAAUGUUGGCAAAACAUUCCACUGCUGACGAAGAUACAGAAGAAGGUCGAAAAGAGACCGUUGAGAAGAAAUACGAUCCUGCUGAGGACAACUUGAGAGGACUGGCUCUAAUGGCUGCACAAAUCACCGAGGAAGAGGAGCUUGGCAAGAUUCAGGAAGAAUGGCAGCUUGCAGCUGAAAUAUUAAAUCAGUUUUUCAUGAUCAUUUAUAUGCUUGCCGCCUUCCUCACGUUUGCCGUCAUCUUUAUCAAUGCACCCGGGAUAAUUUACCCUCACCCUGAGCCCUCCAUGGAGGAGAUUGUCAGAGUAUACUAAACAACAACUUUCUCUUCAAACGGAGUCUUUAUACUUAGUUUUUCUAGUUCAAAAAUGACGUCGAUUUCAAGUCUUGCGAGCACGGCCCAUUUUAAGUCCCAGUUUUAAAAGAACCGAGUUUAGUCAAUUUAUAUCAUCACGACAUCAAGUUCACCUGCAUUAAAACGAUGGUAAUGAUAAAGAAUUGAACAGAAAUGGAACCUCGUUGACAGAAAUCUGUUCUCGUCGA